This is a messenger RNA of Erythranthe guttata (spotted monkey flower), 1353 nucleotides long. The record is from RefSeq and is a predicted model, not a curated record. NCBI's taxonomy places the organism in Eukaryota, Viridiplantae, Streptophyta, Magnoliopsida, Lamiales, Phrymaceae.
AUGUCGGGAGCACAAACUCGAGCUCAAAACGCCGCUAACGGUCCGAACGAUCAAUCUCGCACCAUACAAGACCUCACCGCCCUCGUCCGAGAACAAAAUGAACAAAUCCAACGCCUUGUUAACCUCCAAAACCAGAACCCUCCACCCCCACCAACUCAAAAUACCGCACCCCAAGCCAUUUACGAAAGGUUUCUAAGAAUGCACCCCGCCGAAUCCCAUGGAGGCCCCGAUCCAACCAUAGCCGAAGAAUGGAUCAAAUCCCUAGAAGUCAUUUUCGACUACAUGGAAAUGUCCGACCGAGAUCGAAUCCAUUGUUCUCUUUUUCUAUUGAAGAACGAAGCCCGUCAUUGGUGGGAAGGUACCAAAGAAGGAAUCGACCUAACGAACACUACCUGGAGCGCUUUCAAAAUCUUGUUCUUCGAAAAGUACUUUUCCAAAAACCUCCGAGCUCAGAAGCUAAAGGAAUUUCUCGAGCUAAAGCAAGGCAACUUGUCCGUAGCCGAGUACGUAAGGCGAUUCGAACAAGGAUGUCUCUACGCCCCAUUCAUAUCCCGAGACGCCGACGAAAAGGCCAACCAUUUCCUUAGAGGCCUCAACCCGGUGAUUCAACGAGAUGUCCGCAUGUCUUCCGUAACGACGUUUCGGAAAAUAGUCGACAAAGCACUCGAAGCAGACCAAGCCGAGCAAGAGAUCCGUCAAUCUCGAUCCGUUCCACCCGCCAAUACUCACAAAUGGAAGAGGCCCCACCCCGGACCGGGCCAAAACAAGGGAAAACGUCCAAUUAUUCAAAACCAUGCUACACCACCAGCCCGACCGAUUUGCCCAAAAUGUCGGAAACCUCACUUUGGACCCUGCGUUCAAGGAACCAACAGUUGUUAUCGCUGCGGAAAACCAGGGCACUUGAUAAGGGAUUGCCCACAACCCCCACCGCAAAACCGAGCUCCCGGUCGAGUGUUCGCAAUGACCAAAGAUGAAGCCGAAGCCGACCCUUCGAUGAUAGCAGGUACAAUUUACGUUUGUAACAAUCUCGUUUAUGCUCUAGUUGAUUCCGGAUCGACUCACUCAUUCAUCUCGAGUACCCUCGCCGCCAAAUUCCCAAUAACUCCCACCACAUCUAGUGAAUUAUUCACAAUUCGCUUACCGUCCGACAAUGACUUAGAAUCCGACCUCUUUUUCAAAGAUUGCCCAAUCCAAAUCCAAAAGAAGCCACUCAAUUCCGACCUCAUAAUUCUCCCUAUAGACCAUUUCGAAUGGAAUUCCAAGGAUCUUACUCACCUUCACUCCAAAUCCUCUCCGCCGUCAAAACACUUAAGCUCGCCCGAAAGGGGCAUUGUUGUCAUUUGGUCGACAUAG